UCACUUCCGAAGUUCCGGACGCGACGUGAUGCAAAUAAGGCGAUACUGAAAUUGUUCUCUCAUUUUGUGUCUUUAAUAAUAGUAACAGUAAUUCUAUGUACUUAAUUCUUCUUCCUCAUGAACCGAAGAAGUGACGUAGAAUAAGAGAACUGUGAAAUAUUGAAUAAGCAGAAUAGUAUAAAUACAAAUAGAGCAAAUGUCUUAAACAGGAUUUAUUUUCGUGAAUGGGCAAUGCAAGCUUGUAGUAGGUGGGGUCAGACCCAGUUCACCUUGGAGAGCAGUAACCAGAAUAUAUCUGUUUACAACAAGAAGUCAUAGUGUGGUUUAUCUAACAAGGUCUUCUCCAAAGUGCUGUUUCAAUCCAUUAUUUAAGAUACCAGAAUAUUUUUUCCCAGCACAAGACGGUCUGAUUAGGAGACAAUGCCUUCACAGGCUAUCAAACCAACAUCUUUGGGGAUGACGGGAAUGCGGAACAAUGACACCUGGACUGAUGGACUCCCAAUCUGCAAAUUGUCAGGUGUGGGGAUGUCAGCCAACCAGAUGUACCGAGAAGAUGGAACACCAUGCUCGGAACAUGAAUAUGAGGACCGCAGCAUUCACUUUUGUCUUGACCGUGAAAAUCACACUUACCUCUAUGGGGUCUUUGAUGGCCAUGAUGGAGCCAAGGCAGCGUACUUUGCAACCCAGAGGAUGCCUGCAGAAUUAAGUUUUGAGCAGUUGACAGGAAAAACAACAGAAGAAGAGGUGAAAGAAGUCUUUAGAGAAGCUUUCCUCUCGGUUGAAAAUGCUUUCUUGGAAUCCAUUGAUCCGAGAAUUGCAGAACGUACCCAGCUGUUGGACAAAAUCCCUGAUGGAAUGUCACAGUUUGAAGCUGCUCAGAAAUUCCCAGAAACAUUUAGUCGACUUCAGGCAUUGGACCAGGAGAUAAGAGGAGGGACAACAGCUGUUGUAGCACUGAUACAUGCAAAAACAUUGUAUGUUGGCAAUGUUGGUGAUUCAAGGGCUCUUCUUUGUAAGAAAGAUAGGUCUGGUGUAUUAAAAGUGAAGCAACUUACUGCCGACCACACUACUAGUAGUCAUGAUGAAUUGCAGCGUUUGGAAUCACUCAAUUUGACAGCUAGCAAAAUUCGAGGAGCCAAGCUUGGAAACCAUGAGUUAACAAGAUGUAUUGGAAACUACUUCAUGAAGGGGGGUUAUACAGAAUUUGAUAUCCUAAGUUCAGCAACAGCAGAGCCUGUCAUUGCUGAACCAUACAUCACAUUCAUGCCUAUUGAUGAGUCCUGCAGUUUCCUCUUGCUGAUGAGUGAUGGCCUUUACAAUUCUUACAAAGAGGCUACAGGAUCUGAGCAAGUCAACAAGGAAAUUGCACAGAUGGUUGUUGAACAGUUUGUAGAGCAACCAACUCUAACAAGCAUUGCUCAGACUGUGGUUGACAAAGUAGUCCGUCUGCACCAUGAUAAUUAUCUCACCAAGCAGAGAAAUAUAACAACGCGAGAUGACAUUACCCUAAUCAUCCGUAACUUCAACUUCCCUCUGCGCAGUGCUCUUACCCCUUCUGCUGUGUCUGGGGGCAGCUCUCCACGUCCUCCUAUCCAUCACAGACCGCAUCUGAGGACAGCAGUGAGAACUCCAGAUUUGUCAUCAUCAUCAAGCAGUGAGGACAUAACACUCUGUAAGGAGCCGGACUCACUACCAAGUCUCCCUCAUGAGCGUCUGCUGCCAGGGCUAAGGGGCCACAAAGUAGACAUGUCAGAAGGUGUCAGUAACUCUGUGGAUGACAACUUUCUUGUCCAUCACACCGACACCAACACGACCUCAACUGAAUCAUCAGAUCUCCAGAAUCCGAGUCUUACUCAGUUUUCCUUGGACGAAGAUGGGAGGAUUCAUCCCUAUGUUAGUUUUGAUCAGUAUUACCAAGCUAUUGAAGAGGCGCGGAUAGCGGGGCUCAUAUCGGAAUCUCAGUUGUAUCAAUAUAAAUAGAGUUCAAAAUAAAACAGAUAGCAUAUCUUAAGAUGACAAGAAAUAUAUAGACUAUUAGUUUCUGUAUAGAUAUUUUAUUGGUAAAUGAAGAUUUCUUUUUUGUCUUAAGUGGAAAGUUUCAUCAGCUUUCUAGUUAAGAAUAUAUAAGAAUUAAGAGCUGGUUUUAACAUGAACUGCUCUUGGUCAGCUUUAGAAGUAAAUGAUGAUCAUUUGACUAGCCCAUGUUGCUCUGUCUAAAAAUGAAAAAAAAUAUUGUCCAUGGAAGUAAUUAGUAGCUAUUAGUCUAUUUUGUUUGACUUGAGAUUAUUUUUUUUAUACGAAUUGAAUAUAUAUCAAUAUUAUAAUUAAAUUUUAUCUCUUUAUGUGCAUACUUUGUUAGUUUGUUGUUACAAAGUUAAAUGGAGUUGAAAUUGA
Molecule: messenger RNA, 2394 nt
Organism: Penaeus vannamei (Pacific white shrimp)
Lineage: Eukaryota; Metazoa; Arthropoda; Malacostraca; Decapoda; Penaeidae
Product: TGF-beta-activated kinase 1 and MAP3K7-binding protein 1
Biological process (GO): protein dephosphorylation
Molecular function (GO): protein serine/threonine phosphatase activity
Source: RefSeq, a predicted model, not a curated record